This is a messenger RNA of Carica papaya (papaya), 1414 nucleotides long. NCBI's taxonomy places the organism in Eukaryota, Viridiplantae, Streptophyta, Magnoliopsida, Brassicales, Caricaceae. The record is from RefSeq and is a predicted model, not a curated record.
UAAUGAGAAACCUCUGCUUUUUCUUUAAGUUCUAUAUUAUCCAGCUGUCUUAUGUCUAGUUUUUACUUUGGCACUAUGCGUCUCAGGGUAACUGUAUAGAGACGUAUAAAAUGUUUCUCAUGAUUAUCUGCCCUGGUUGCUUAUAUUACACUCUGAAGUUGUGGCUUUCAGCAUAUGAUAGAGAUAAUGUAGAGAUGUUCUGUUGAACUGUUAGCAGUGGGAAUGUACCAUGGUGGGGGAGUUUGUGUAAUGUCCACUAUUCUUUGUUGUUGUUACACACACACACACACAAAUACACUUAAUUCUAUGGCUUACUUCAGCUUUUUCUUCAGUUUGCCCCGAACGAUAGCUUUCCUCUUCAUUCUUAGAGACUGAUUAAGAUAGAUAACAUAUCUGUUUUAUGUGAUAGGUUUUGUUCAUGAUAUCUAUUGAGCCAGCUCCGAUGCUCGAGGAUAAAGAAAAAUGGUCUCUCGUCUUUCAUGACUUUGUUGCAAAAUGCCUCACAAAAGAACCACGUCUACGCCCUACUGCAGCUGAGAUGUUGAAGCACAAAUUUAUUGAGAAGUGUAAAAGUGGAGCUUCCGCAAUGUUUCCAAAGAUUGAGAAGGCCAAGAAAAUCAGGGCUUCAAUGGCUACUCAAUCACAAAGUGUUGCUCCUUCUGAAUCAGGGAACAUUCCAGCAAUAGGUCCAAAAUUGAAUGAAGAUUAUGGAGAUACUGUUCCGUCAAGGCCCCUUAAUAUUGCACUUCAAGAGGAAACUGAAGCAGGUUCAAUUAGCACUCAAGAGAAGCAGCAAAUAUCUGAUAAUGUGGAAGUGGCUGGAGAAGGUUAUUUUGGCACUGUGAUCGUUCAUGGUGGAGAUGAGGCAGAUAACACAUUCACCAGGACUCAGUCAUCCAGUGUUAAACAAUUUUCACAUGAUGCAGCACAUGUUGAGAGCCCUUCUGUUUUCAGCUUUGAAAGCAAACCAGUGGAGCCCUGGAUUGACAGUAAAACAGAUGUUGCUGCAAACAAUUGUUCAGUUGGUGAAUUGAGUCCUGUUGGGCAGACCAUGAAUACAUCCUCACCUGCUAUACCUGUCUUGCCUGAGCAGAAACUCCAGGUUAAUAACAUUUCUCGGACACAGGUUGAAGGGGAUGGUGGCAUUUGUUCUACCAAAUUGAAGAAUGAAACUGUCAGCAAGAAAGCAUUCGCUUUGCAAGAUAAGCUUUGGUCAAUAUAUGCUGCUGGGAACACAGUACCCAUUCCGUUCUUGAGGGCAACUGAUAUAUCUCCUAUUGCACUCUUGUCAGACAAUGUGCUUGGAGGUAUACAGCAGGAAAAUAGUGGAACUGUGGCUGCAGAAGAACUAUUUUCAAUUCCCACUUUCUAUGCUGAAUUUCUUGAAGUUGUUAUCUUUACUUCCUACUUUUAA